Rotaria sp. Silwood2 is the source of this 498-nucleotide messenger RNA. NCBI's taxonomy places the organism in Eukaryota, Metazoa, Rotifera, Eurotatoria, Philodinida, Philodinidae. The record is from the annotation of a GenBank genome assembly.
AUGGUAAUAACAAGGUCACAACAACGAAAAAUUGACGAGCAAAACCAACGACAGUGUUCUGAAGAAGUAGAUCCACUUGAUAAUAUUGAAAGUAAAGCAAUCUCUAAAAUUCUACCUACUGAAGUAUCUCUUAAUCCACAAGCAAUACCAUUUGAAAUGACCGAUAAACUCUUAAUUUCUCGAAUCAGCAAACAGUUAGAUCAAUGGCCUACAUUUGGUGGAAAAUUAACUGAAAAUGUGAUUAAAUGGUUAAAAGAUAUUACGAAUGAACUAGAUGUUGUCAAGUUUGAUGAUAGUCAAAAAUUGAGUGUAAUUCAAACUUCUUUGAUUGAUGAUGCUAGAAAAUGGUUUAUUAGUAAUAUGGAAAAAAUAAAGACAUCGUCCGAAUUCAAUGAAGCAAUUAAACAAUCUUUUUCAUCAACAUUCGCGAAGGAAGCCACUCUCAGCAAAGUGGCUCAACGUAGUCAAGAUGUUGGCGAAACCGUUAUGCAUUAUUAA